Messenger RNA from Sebastes umbrosus (honeycomb rockfish), 6042 nucleotides. RefSeq names its product AP2-associated protein kinase 1-like. Lineage: Eukaryota; Metazoa; Chordata; Actinopteri; Perciformes; Sebastidae. The transcript is spliced from 21 exons. The coding region runs from base 647 to 4171 and encodes 1174 amino acids. Gene Ontology annotation, biological process: protein phosphorylation. Gene Ontology annotation, molecular function: ATP binding; protein kinase activity. The record is from RefSeq and is a predicted model, not a curated record.
AACCCCAAAGCAGAAGCAGAAGGAGUCCGCAGAGGAGGAGACUCUCCAUCUAGCAGCUACUCUUGUUUGUAGCUACAUUAGCUUCUAUCAUUAAAUUAACCAGCCUCCACACAGCCUGCUGGACGCACUGGAGGUCUGUCAUCUUGUUAACAAGGAUACCUAACGAGCAGAGCAGCAGUACCACCUCGCUGUGGCUGAUAGAUAUCGGUGUAGAUAUGUGUAAUAAGCUGCAUUGGACACUUCAGCAGCUACCUGGCUGGCAGCCGAUCAACUGACAGCUGUCACCAAACCGAGCUGCUCUAGCUGUAGGUGAGCUAACAGGCUAACAAGUGGAGGGUGUUUUCUCUUGGGCUCAUUGCCUGGCUAGUUUAACUUUGCCUGGUUACUUCCUUAUGAACAUCAUAUCUUAUUAUUCAACACUAUUUGACUCCGCUUAGCUGCUUUAAAUCAUGAGAUAUAACCGAGCAGGAGGAAUAUAGUGAAGUCUAGUUAGUUAGCAUUUAGCUUUAACACUAGCAUUCAUUCAAUUAUUAACAGCAGCUUCAUCUCUUCACCGGGCAGAGGACUGGUUAUAUAUCCAGUCACAGCUGUUGUUUCUAUACUUAUACAUCUUUGGGACUUGGCCGUGCUUUUGGACAACAACAUAAUGAAGAAGUUUUUUGAUUCUCGUCGGGAGCUGGUGAGCUCUGGGCCUGGCCCCGGAGCCGGUGGAGGAGGCGCUGGGUCCGGCGGCGGCGGUGGUUCCUUCAUCGGACGGGUCUUCAGUAUCGGACGAUAUCAAGUCACCGUGGAGGAGAUUGUGGCAGAAGGAGGUUUUGCCAUAGUGUUUUUGGUCCGGACUCAUCAAGGCGUACGUUGUGCCCUAAAAAGGAUGUACGUCAACAAUGAACACGAUCUGCAAGUCUGCAACCUUGAGAUACAGAUUAUGAGGGACCUAGUGGGCAACAAAAACAUAGUUGGUUUCCUGGACUCCAGCAUAACUGCUGUCGGAGCUGGCGAUGUGUGGGAAGUCCUAAUCUUAAUGGACUUCUGUCGAGGUGGGCAGGUGGUCAACCUAAUGAACCAGCGGUUACAGACAGGCUUCACCGAAGCCGAGGUGUUACAGAUCUUUUGUGAUACAUGUGAGGCGGUCGCUCGUCUCCACCAGUGCAACACUCCAAUUGUCCAUAGAGACCUCAAGGUGGAAAAUAUUCUCUUGCAUGACCGGGGACACUACGUGCUCUGUGAUUUUGGAAGUGCCACCAACCGCUUCCAAAACCCUCAGACAGAGGGGGUGCCAGAUGUGGAUGAGGAAAUCAAAAAGUACACUACUUUGUCAUACCGCGCUCCAGAGAUGGUCAACCUCUACGGUGGAAUGGUUAUCACAACAAAGGCAGACAUUUGGGCCAUGGGUUGUCUACUCUAUAAGCUGUGCUACUUCACGCUUCCUUUUGGGGAAAGCUCAGUCGCUAUCUGUGACGGAAGUUUCACUAUCCCAGACAACUCCCGCUACUCCCAGGACAUGCACUGUCUCAUCAGAUACAUGCUGGAACCUGACCCAGAUAUGAGACCAGACAUCUACCAAAUAUCCUACUUUGCCUUUAAGCUGGCACGACGAGAGUGUCCAGUCCCAAAUGUACAUAAUUCACCUAUUCCUGCAAAACUUCCCGAGCCUAUCAGAGCCAGUGAAGCAGUGGCCAAAAAGAGUCAUACCAAAGCCAGGCUCACAGACCCCACUCCCACCAUGGAGACCUCAAUUGCACCUCGCCAACGGCCCAAGGCUGGCCAUGCUCAGCCCCAGCCGAUAUCGGGCAUCCUUCCCAUCCAGCCAGCUCUCACCCCGCGCAAGAGACCCAACGUGGCUGCUGGAGCACCGCAGGCCAUAGGUGUUGGUAUCAAUGUCCCACAUCCAGCUGCAGCCGCUGUCCAAGCUGCUCAACAGGCUCCUGCUGCUCAGGCAUCACCGCAGCCAGCUCAGGCAGCCAACAUGCAGCCACAGGCUACACCACAGCAUCAGCAGCUCAUCAUGAAGCAGCAGCAAGCCUCACCCUUCUUAAGCCCACAGAGCAACCAGCAGCAUCAACUGGUACAGAGCCUCCUCCAGAAGCAACAACAAACAGCGUCUCAGGUGUCAACCCUGCUGCAGUUCAAAGCUAAGCCUGUUCCUCCAGUUAGUGCUCUGCAACACCAGCAGCAGCAUGUAGCCCCUGUCCAUGAAACAGCAGCUUCUCAUCUGACCCCCAUCCCUGAGUCUGCAGUGAUUGGUCCUGCAGCUGACCCAGAGACGGCUGGCCGAGUUCUUCACAAAGUCGGCUCAUUGACGCCCCCCUCGUCGCCAAAGAUGGCCCCUAAGAGCGGCCACAGACGCAUAUUGAGCGAUGUCACUCACAGUGCCGUGUUUGGAGUCCCAGUCAGCAAGUCCACCCAGCUCCUCCAGGCAGCCGCAGCUGAGGCUAGCCUCAACAAGUCCAAAUCAGCCAGCACUACUCCUUCAGGCUCCCCUUGCUCGUCCCAGCAGAGUGUGUAUCAUCCAGGUGAUGUUGACACCCAGUCAGCCCUUACUGCGCCCAACACACAGCCCAACACACAGCCCAGCUGGAACCCCUUUGGGGACGACAACUUCUCCAAGCUAACAGCAGAGGAGCUGCUCAACAAAGACUUUGCAAAGCUAGCUGAGACUGCUGCUCCUGGAGAGAAGAUCACAGGCUCCAGUGAAAAUCUCAUUCCAGGGCUUAAUGCUUUUCCAGCUGAAAGGUCUGCAGACAUCAUGAGUGCAGGUUCAGCGUUGUUGACUGUCCCGGACCCUUUUAAUACCCUCUCCCUCUCUGACACCACAGAGAAGCUGAUUGAGGGACUGAAGUCCCCUGAAACUUCUCUGCUGCUCCCCGACCUCUUAACCCUGGCCAACCCCUUCAAUAGUCCUGCAGAGAGCUCCACCAAUGUGAAGGCAGAGGUGUGUGUGGAUUCACUGAUUCCCGGUCUGGAAGCCCCCCAAGCCCAGCGACACUCAGGCCAUCCAGAGCUCAUCCCCGCCAGCGUGCCAGACUCUCUCACUGGGGAGGACUCUCUGUUGGGUUGCGAUCUGUUAUCUCAUACUUCACCUCACGGAUUGCAGUCUGUUUCUGCUCUCCCUUCCUCCUCCUCCUCCUCCUGCUCCUCUGCUCCUCCUGGCUCCGGAUCCUGUCUGGAGGAGCUGCCGCCUGUUCAGACAGCUUCUGACUCUGCUUUCCUCAUGUCGUGUGGGGAGAAGGGCAAUGACGACGAGUUUGACCCUAUUCCUGUGCUCAUCUCCAAAAACUCAAAUCAAGACGUUCAAGUGGAGAGUAACGGCUACUCUGUGCUUGGUGAGGGACAGGAGACUGAACCUCCAGGUGGAGCUUCUCAAGCAAAUGAGGAAUGUGUGCACUCCAGCGAAGAAGAUGAAGAUGAAGAGGAAGAUGAAGAGGAAGAGGAAGAUGAAGCCCAUAAAGAAGAGCAGGGGGUUGAGGGAGCCAUCGAAAGUCAUGCAGCAGCCCAUGACUGCAGCGGCUCCAGACCUCUGCUGAUGGACUCUGAGGAUGAAGAAGAACAGGGACUUCACUCAGCCCUCCUCCACUCAUCACCGCACUCCAGCAGCGCCGCACCGACGCAACCAUCUACUACCUUCCACCAACCUCCUCCGAGCACCUUUGCUCAGAAUCACUCCCAGCAUGCACUGGAGCCAGCAAAAGGGGCGGAUAUAGCCGUGGAUGUUUUCUCAAAAGCCCCCUUUCGGUUUGCCCAAGAAGAAGCAGCAGCAGCCGACGUGUUUGCCAACGCUCCGUUUCCUCGCGCACCACUCGCAGCUCUGCAGCCGUUCGACGUAUUCUCUCAGGCUCCCUUCGGGAAAAGAAAGGAGGAUACAGGAGCUCAGGCCUCGUAUCCUCAUGCAGCUGGAGUUCAUGCUGUGACCCCUGAUCAAGGUGCGUUGGGACAAGUCGCCCAACAACCGUUCCGCCCACAAGCUCUGGCCAAAUAUUCCCGACACUUUGAGGGACCCGUGUCCCAGCAGCAUCCCGUAGCAGCUCAUCGAGUAGUGUCUAACGUGAGCAAGCAAGCCGCUGUGGCGUCGGUCCCCGUUGGACCUCUACACUCAUGGACCUCAGAAGUGAGCACCGUAGACCCUUUUGUCUCUGCACCCUUUCGCCUCAAGGCCCCGCAAGAAAAGCCCUGAAAGCACACUCAAGAGGUCAGGGCACUGGGCAUCAGCGCUCAUCACUGAAUUAUGCAAACUAUAACAGGCAUACUGCAUGCUGUCACCAGCACUGCAGCUGGACUGCAGUUCCUGCAUGGAUCUCAUUCUUAACUGGCUCCAAUUAGUGAUAGUGCAGCAAGGUCAUCUUUACACUUGAAUGCUCUGUUAGAGUAAAAAAAAAAAAACUGACAUCAUUCCGCUUUUUAUUUUUCCUGUCACAUCCUUUUACCUUUUUGAAUUGUCCUUAAUCAUUUUGGUACGUGCAUCUACACAAAGACAAUAUGGUGGUCAAGCAUUUGAUUGUUUUCUUGCCUACCUCAGUUAUUUUUUCGUGACAGCGCCGCUAAAACACCACACAGCGAGGGAGUUCCUAGAUUGUCUGCAGCUUUGACCGUUUCAUUUCCUGUGUGUUUGAGCUUUACUGUGAAACUAUGAUCUGAUUACGCCUCAUUCCUCCAUUGUAUUAGUUCUCAGAAAUGUGCGAUUCGGCUUGAAUCGCAAGAUCAUAACUUCACAGAUGCUUGGAAGAGGAAAAGACACUGUAAAGAUGUCUCAGAGGAAUUUACCUGUAAUAACAGCAAACAAGAAAUUACAACUAUGCCCUCAAAGUCGAUAGUUUUGGGCCCGUUUGGUCUUUAUACUUGACCGUUUUUAUCAGGCAGAUGCUGGAUACUGAUGCAAAGACAUUUCAAGGAUAACAUUUGUUGAUAUGAAAUGUAACUUUUGUUUCAUUCCAAACUGUUUUUGCAUUUUGUCUUGUGUUAUGUUUGUGGUAAACUGUCCUGUCCGACGAAAAUGUUAUUCCAUGUAAUGUACGAACCGUGUUUAAAUGUUAGGCAUAGAAAAUACAUUAUAGUAGUUCCUAUGUUAGAUGAAUGUAGAAGACUCACUUUUCUUUGUUUCUUACUUUACAAGAAGCCUUACACUCUCACAGUACGUCCUUCCGACCACAUCAGCGUAAAUCACAUCUGCCUUUGGUGCCCUCCUUUUAAAAAAAACUGCUGCAUUUACAUCAUGUUAUUGCACUCGCAUUCAGCACCAAAUACUCCUGUACAAUCAUGUACGACUUCCUUUUGCUGUCUGCAGUACGCUAAGCACCAAGAUUUUCAUUCUACUCUGUAAUGCAUCUCUAUCGCAGGUCUCUAUAAACUCCAAAUGUGUACUACUAACUGUGACUCUCACUUAUGAACAACUGAAGUGAAAACUUUCAACUGCAGCUUAUAAAAAACAAAAUGCUUUCCAGCAGCCACACAAAUAUCUACAGCACUUAUGCUUCGCAGUUCCAGUCAGGGAUUGUAAUAGUAGUAUCUUGUAAGUGAGAUCUUGAAUGGUGACUGAUUGAUGAUGACAUUACUUUUGAAUUUAUUUCCAUCGCCAUUUGGGAAUAUGUUAUUGUCUUUGUGCUCUGUAAAAUCAUGAAACACUCUAGGUUUUCCACCAUGGCACUUUUAAGAAAGGGGAUCCAACCUGUUUCAGCCCAAAGUUUAAUUCAUGUAUUCCUCUGUUGCAAUGUAAACGGAUCUGUUUUCUUUUCUUUUUGAACUGUACAAUCUUUUUUUUUUUUUUUUUAUAUAUAAAUGCUCACUUUUCUCACCCAACUUGUAUACAUGAAGGUUGCACAUAGUCACUGACACAGAGUCAGGGUUCCCUAAGAAUGUCUUUUGAUUGUAACAGCUGUAAAAAUGUAUUUCAACCAGUGUUGUAUGGGAAGUCUUUGGAGGAUUCAACAACUGAUGAUACUGUUGGACAAAAAAAAAGCACUCGAAAUACUUGUUAUGCUGCACAGCCUGCCUUUGAAAACUAUGUUGUAAGUCAUUAAAAAAAAAACUAUUAAAUGAAUGUAAAUCAAA